AUGUCACCUCACACUGUCUACGUCGUCAUCUCCCCUCCCACCGUCAACUUGGACUCCUACGAACCCUUUGACGAGGAAUACAUUCGCACCGUGGACGAGAUCCUCUCGGACGAGCCUAGCUUCGACGCCUCAUUCGACACAUAUAAUGGUGGCACCUCCAUGGACGGGGCGAAUGACUCCCCACAGCGAGAGCGUGGGACUGGCCGAGCCUCCGUCGGCAAGAGAACUGGACGUACACACAAAGAGUCGCCUUACUUCUCGAAGGGCCAGACGUCUGAACGGCGCGUCGGAUCGAAGAGGAGUAUUACUAGAAUUGAUGUCGACGACGAAGAUGAAGACGAUGACGAGGACGAAGGCGAGGAUGAGGAUGAGGACGACGUCACCCCUGUUACGUCGGUCGAAUUCGUGAAAAUUCAGGUGGCCGAUAACAACAUCGAGAACGAGCACCAUAAGAAUAAAACAUAUGCUAAAGCCAAGGGGAACGCUCUCGACGAUGACAUCGCUGAGGAAGAUAUUGUCUUCGCUUCUGUUGAACCGGAAGCGCAGGCUCGCUUGCUAGAUUUCAUUGCAUCGCAUCCAUUUAUGCGUGGUGGUUCAUAUCCUGUGAGGCGGUCCAAAAGGCGGACCUUUGUGUGCGAGCUCUAUGAACAAGCGAAGUCGACUGGCAUGGACGAGCACUCGAUUGACAGAUUGACAGACUAUGUGAGGAAGACCUAUCUCGAUCUGUACGGAAAGGACUACGGCGAUACCCAAGGCUCAGAAUUUGGGGACGAGAUUGAUGACAUGUCGGAGGAGGGAAGGAGGUCCUCGAAGAUCUCCAAGAAGGAUCGGAAAAGGAAGCGGUCGAAUGGCGACACUGCUAAACAGGAACCUAAGAAGAGCAGAUCGCAGUCUUCGCAGUCUUCUGAGGAGAAGCGUACUACCUCAAUGGCUGACUCGCACAACGAUUCCAAGCGUGAGAUAAUCGAUCUUGAGGCCGAGUAUCCUCUUGAGGACUUUUUCGCUAGUGUCACUGAGCCCGAGGGUUUGGAGAGCAUAUCGCCUGCGGAAGAGUUACCGAAGAGGCGCCCAAGCAUCAGCAAGCAGUCCGAUCGUUCGUUGCAAGGCGACAGAUCGAACGGUCUCUCUUUUAUCACGCCAGAGAAACGCAACAACAGAGCAAGCGCCUUUACUUCUUCUGAGCACUCUCUGCCCUCACCUGCGAAUUCCAAAGACGAACCCAUUUAUCUGGAAAGUGACUCCGAUGGACCCAAAAAUGUGACCACAGCUGUCCCAGACGCACAUUCAGCGAAUCCUAUGCCUUCGGGUAAGCCGAAAACGCGCAAGGAGAGCACAGCCAGACCCAAGAAAGAGAAGAAUCACAGAAAGCGCCGGAGCCGCAGGAAGAGAAGAGCCGAGAAAUAUCGGGAGAGCCUGAAGGACUCGGAGGUUCAAGACCUUGCAGCUGAAGAUUGUCACAUUGAAGAGGAUGCUACGACCAAGAAGUUCGGCCGGAAGAACGGUGGUGUGACCGCCAGCGAUGAGGUGAAGUCAAAAUACUUUCUGAGACCCCAGCAAGUGGAUGGUCUGGCGUCGAUCAGCCAGAUACCCGCUACCUAUUCUGCUAAUUAUGUCCUACAUUACAAGCCUAUUCCUGAGGAAACUCAGCACAUGUUGACCGAAUUUGGCCUACCAUUUGACUUUCUGGACUCUGACUCGGACCUGAGUGAUGUGCCGAGUGACGACGGCAUCUUGGAUCAUGAUGCUUUUUUGCGUGACGUGAUGCAACCGCCUGUUCGAGACGAGACCUUUGUUACACCUGCGGAAGGGAUCCCUAGGACUCCACUGAGAAGCGCAUCAUCUGCGGACCCUGACGUCCCGUUCGUUAUGACACUUCGUCCUAGGCCUCCUAAAGUGUCUCCUUACUUCCCGAAGCCGCUCAUCGAUCCCGACUCCUGUCUGCCUUUCCCUUCGAUUGACGCCCCCACAUUCGGUUUGGUGCAAGAGCAGCUCGCACAUGAUCCAUUUCGUCUGCUUAUCGCUACGAUCUUUCUAAAUCGGACUCGCGGAGGCGUUGCUUUGCCUGUUCUCUUCCGAGUUUUUGACCAUUUCCCGACAGUCCACGAUAUGAGCAAGGCCGAUUUCUCGCAGUUGGUCUCCAUGAUCCAUUCCUUAGGAUUUCAGAACGAGCGAGCCAAAAAAUGCAUCGAUCUUGCUAAGACAUGGCUGGAUCGUCCACCGACGAAGGGCAGACGAUACCGCAGACUGCACUACCCACGCAAGAUGGAUGGAAAAGACGUCGGCCGCGAAGAAUGCAUCGGCGACGACGAGGACGACACGCGUGUAGCAUGGGAGAUCGCACAUCUGCCUGGUGUGGGCCCGUACUCGCUGGAUAGCUGGCGCAUCUUCUGCCGAGAUGAGCUGCGGGGACUAGCGAAGGACUGGAAAGGCAAUGGCACGGCAUCAGCAGAUUUUGAACCAGAAUGGAAAUCAGUCUUACCACAGGACAAGGAGCUACGGGCGUAUUUGACGUGGAUGUGGCUCAAGGAAGGCUGGGUUUGGGAUCGGCACACGGGCGAGCGCAACCGAGCCAGCGAGAAGAUGAUGCGUGCUGCACGACGAGGAGGUGUGGCUCAGGAACAGGAUGGCAAUUUUGUGUUGGAGAUGUCGCCAGUGAAGAAGGUCGCGAAUGGUCUAACAGCAUGGAGUUGA
Aspergillus lentulus is the source of this 2691-nucleotide messenger RNA. RefSeq names its product putative pre-mRNA splicing factor. Gene Ontology annotation, cellular component: nucleus. Lineage: Eukaryota; Fungi; Ascomycota; Eurotiomycetes; Eurotiales; Aspergillaceae. The record is from RefSeq and is a predicted model, not a curated record. Gene Ontology annotation, molecular function: DNA binding; catalytic activity. Gene Ontology annotation, biological process: base-excision repair.